GAGUAUAAAACGCAGGAAGAAAACUGCCAAGCUGACAGUCUUCCAUACUCAUUCUUUCUCACAAACACACUCUCUUAUAGCAAUGAACACACUGUUGUGGGUUUUCCUGCUGUGUAUGCAGGGCUACCUGCUAACAUACGCUCUAGACUGUGCAGAUGGGGGCAUGGAUUGUGACAGUGGCCAGGUCGAAAGGGUAAAGUCAAGGGUUUUGAGGCACACAAACCCAGACCAUGAGAGGGGAGCUCACCAGAGCCAAGCAAACCUACCAGGAGCCUUUACAGCCAAGGGCAGCCCCAACACUCUAAUUCAGGCUGACAGAUCACGGCGUCAUCUGAACAGCAAUAAGAAGAGACCAUUGCCUCCUAGGUCACGAGUGGGCAGUUAUUCACUGCUCAGUCACAACCCUAUGAGUCCUCUGCCAGUAGUGAGAGCUCGAAGGCAUGCUGGAGAUGCUGCUGCUGAUCCGGCCAUACCUUCUACAAUGACAGUGAAGCAGAGGCCCAGGAGAAGUGCAACCAGGAAGAAGAAGAACACAAAAGCUGCAGUCUGCUCAUGAAGUGGGACAUUUGUAGUGAAAAAGUCAAAAACAAUCCAAAAGCAAAUACAGCGAUGCACAUAUUAAGGUCAUCUAUAUUUAGUCCAUCUGUUCACUUACAUGCUGUCAUUUAAGGUGUUUCUUGAAGGUUUUUUAUGCUUCAAGGUAAAAAUAGUUGUGAUGUUAUUUAAAAGUCAGUUUUUGAUUAUCAUCACAGUAACUCCUAUCACUGUCCGUAAUCUGGCUUCUAUAAGGUUUAUUGUUGUCAAAUUUUUAAGGUUUUGUCCUAGGCAAAUGUCUAAAUUGGACUACUUCACUGUCAUCCUUAAGGUAUUACUGUGUAUAUUGUUUGGAAAAUAUCAGCGAUCCACUGAUCAAAUGGUAAAAUACAAGAAAACACAAACAUUCAUACAGGGAAAAAAAAAGCUCAGCAUUUAUAGGACACUGGAAGAGAUCAAGUACUCAUUUACUAUUUUAUAGUGCGUAAGUUUUUUUUUUUGCAGAAUUUGGGCCUGUUGAUCUGCAAAUGCAGAAGAUAUUUUUGUGUAGAACAUAUUAAUAAGCGCAACUCAAACCUCCACAAUGUCGGGCUGUAGCAAUCAAAUACCCAGCUUAAAGCAAUUAUAGUCCUGUAUAUUUAACUGAAAGUGUUUUUUUUUUUUAUUCAAUUUUAUUAAACCUUUAUAAAAAAGAUUCUUUGUUCUUCUAAUAUACUAAAUUAUACAAGUCUAUACAGAGUACUUUUCAAGAAUAUUUUCUGGUCUGGUGUCAGUUUCUGAUUAAAGUUACUGCUGAUUAAACAUUCAUUAUAUCAAACUUCAAACAGUGAGAGAUGAUGUAUUAAAGUUGUCAGUCAUUUGGUGUUCA
This is a messenger RNA of Pangasianodon hypophthalmus (striped catfish), 1402 nucleotides long. RefSeq lists its product as uncharacterized. Lineage: Eukaryota; Metazoa; Chordata; Actinopteri; Siluriformes; Pangasiidae. The transcript has 5 exons. Bases 83 to 556 code for a protein of 157 amino acids. The record is from RefSeq and is a predicted model, not a curated record.